GGAUGCAGCUGCUUGUGGGAUGUUCCCAGUGGGAGGAGCUGAGGGCCAGUUCUCACCUGUGCUGCUGGGUGGGGAGAGAGAUAGAAGCUGCUGAGUGCAGAGCAAACUCACAGUCGGUUCCUGCUUGAUCCAGGGAAAGCAACUUUUGUUUUGGGCCACGAGGAACUGCUUUUGCUACAAGAUGCAGGAAGCCACCGUAGCCUUCUUCUUGAUGCUGACGGCUCUCCCUUGUCUUCAUGCUAAGGGUCACCCAGAUAACUCCCAGUUCCACUAUGACUAUGAGUCGCUGAAGAUCGGGGGUCUUAUUGUGGCCGGUAUUUUGUGCGCUAUGGGAAUCAUUAUACUAAUGAGUGGAAAGUGCCGAUGCAAAUUCAACCAGAAGCAAGAUCGCAGAAACCGCGCUCAAGAGCAGCAGCUCAUCACUCCAGGGAGCGCCAGCAACUGCUGAACCACUUUCUUCCCAUUUGCCCAGUCUCUAACACUCCAGGACCCCCGAAGGCUCCCCCCCAUCCUCUUUGUUUUGUAACAUAUUUACUUCUAAUUUUUAUGGAUAUUAACUCAAUAAAGGUUUUUUGUUUUCA
Molecule: messenger RNA, 581 nt
Organism: Xenopus laevis (African clawed frog)
Lineage: Eukaryota; Metazoa; Chordata; Amphibia; Anura; Pipidae
Product: FXYD domain-containing ion transport regulator 3
Exons: 8
Coding region: 182-448 (88 amino acids)
Source: RefSeq, a predicted model, not a curated record